AUGGCAUCAGUUAGUGCAGUAUCGAGCAGUAACAUCAACAAAACGCAAUCAAUGACCACAGCAAGCGCCCUCGCCCAAUCUGGGACGUACCAAGCAGAAUUGGUCGCUCAGUCAUUAUCUCAACCUGAAAACUUUUGGCGUAAAGCUGCUGAAUGCGUCUCAUGGGUAACGAAGCCAAACCAAAUUCUCGAAAUCAAUGAAAAGACCAUACCUGCACCUCAUUAUCGCUGGUUUCCUGACGCUGAACUCAAUGUCUGCUACAACUGUGUCGACCGCCACGUCACGAAUGGAAAUGGAUCUCGAACAGCCAUUAUAUACGACUCUCCUGUGACUGCUACCAAGGAAAAGUACACAUAUGCUCAGACGCUGAGUGAAGUUGAAACUUUGGCUGGUGUAUUGAGAAAGUACGGUGUUGCAAAAGGAGAUACCGUGCUCAUCUAUAUGCCUAUGGUGCCUCAAGCCAUGUUUGGAAUGCUUGCUUGUGCUCGUUUAGGUGCUGUUCAUAGUGUCGUAUUCGGAGGAUUUGCGCCAAAGGAACUGUGCAAAAGAAUCGAUGAUUGUAAACCAAAAGUCAUAUUGGCUGCUUCUUGUGGUGUGGAAGGAACUAAAGUCAUUCCUUACAUGCCUCUUCUCAAUGAUGCUAUCUCCAUGUCUGCAUACAAACCACCUAUUAAGAUUGUCUGCUCACGACCUCAAGUCGUGGUCAAAGUCAACUCUGCAUCUGGUGAACGUGACUGGGCACAAGAGAUGCAAGAAGCCAAACGAUCAGGACUCAAAGCAGCACCAGUUACAGUCAAAUCAACAGACCCUCUCUAUUUGUUGUAUACAUCCGGGUCAACGGGUACACCGAAAGGUGUUGUUCGUGAUUCGGGAGGAUACCUUGUAGCUCUCGGCUGGGCUAUGCCAAACUUCUUGGGCAUGACACCUGAAGACACCAUAUUUUGCGCGUCUGAUGUUGGUUGGGUUGUUGGACACUCUUAUAUCGUCUAUGGUCCUCUACUGAAUGGAUCUACAACGAUUUUAUACGAAGGCAAACCUGUUGGAACUCCUGAUGCGUCAGCUUUCUGGAGGCUAGUGCAAGAAUACAAGGUCAAGGUUAUCUCGACUGCUCCUACUGCUAUUCGCGCCAUCAAGCGAGACGAUCCAGAAGGAGAAUUCCUCGCCAAAUACGACAUAUCUACUCUUGAAUCUGUUUAUCUAGCUGGUGAACGCUCAGAUCCUGACACCGUCAAGCAUUUUCAAAAUUUGCUAAAGGUCCCAAUCCGUGACAACUACUGGCAAACUGAAUCUGGCUGGCAGAUAACCGCAACAUGCCAAUUCGACGGUAGCUCCUUAUCCACCCCAGUCAAGAUUGGAUCUGCAGGUCAACCAAUGCCCGGUUACGACAUGAAAGUCCUCGUUGCUCCCCCUCAUGUGGACGAAGACGACUACAGAGAACAAGGAAAAGCCAUACCGUGGGUGACUGGUGCACCAAACGUGCUUGGCAAUCUGGUCAUCAAGCUUCCAUUACCACCAGGCUGUUUCCCAACACUCUGGAACAACCAUUCAGGAUAUAUGAAGUCUUAUAUGACCAAGUUUCCCGGAUACUAUGAUACCACUGACGCGGCUAUGAUCGAUCAAGAUGGAUAUGUGUCGAUUAUGGCUAGAACUGAUGAUAUAAUCAACGUUGCUGGUCAUCGAUUGUCAACGGGUGGAAUGGAAGAAAUCUGUUCUGGACAUCAAAGCGUCGCGGAAUGUGCCGUUUUAGGAGUCGCAGACCAACUGAAGGGUGAAGUGCCUGUUGGAUUUGUCGUACUCAAGAACAAGACCACAUUAAGCCAUGCUCAAAUAUCUCAGGAUCUAGUGCAAGCAGUAAGGAAUCAAAUUGGUGCGAUCGCGUGCUUUCAAAAAGUAUACAUUGUGUCAAAGCUUCCCAAGACAAGAUCAGGAAAGAUUCUUAGACGAACCAUUCGAGCAAUUGCGAAUGGAGUCAAGUAUGAAGCGCCUGCCACGAUCGAAGACGACUCUGUACUUGCAGAGUUACAUGUCGUAUUGUCUAAACCUAAGCUCUAG
This is a messenger RNA of Synchytrium microbalum, 2052 nucleotides long. Its product is annotated as acetate---CoA ligase. The transcript has 11 exons. Lineage: Eukaryota; Fungi; Chytridiomycota; Chytridiomycetes; Synchytriales; Synchytriaceae. The record is from RefSeq and is a predicted model, not a curated record. Bases 1 to 2052 code for a protein of 683 amino acids.